AUGAUUCGAAAGGUAUGGUUACUCUGCUUUGCUGGAGUAGUCUACAUUGCCUUUACAAUCUCAGUAUUUCUAUGCGCAGAUAACUGGAAAUUCGGCUUUAUUUGCCUUAUUUCUGGAGUUUAUGGAUAUUGCUGCCACUUUGGUCAGCUCAAUUUUGCAAAAGGAUUUGAAGACUUAACUAUUGAUUUCGAAUUUCAAACGUUUAGAGACAUUCUUGUUAUGCUUUUUGUCGGAUCUGCCUGUUGUUGGAUUGUAAAUGCAAUUCCUGGUUUACAUCCAUUGUUCAACUACACGCCAAACGCAGAAUUUCACAGAACAAAAGAGCCAAUUGGCAUUUGCUUGGUUAUUGCAUCUUUUACAUUUGGCAUUGGAAUGCAACUUGGAUCAGGAUGCGCAUCUGGAACUUUCUUAGGUAUUGGAAAGGGUUUACUAAAGGCAUGGGUUGUAUUUCCAUUCUUUGUUAUGGGUUCUACCUUUGCAGCAUCAACUCCAAUGUAUGAAUGGUGGAGUAACUUACCAAAAUUCCAUGAACCAACAGUUAUUGGCUACGGAUAUACCCUUCUGAUUCUCGGAGUUACAUGGAUACUUACUUUUAUUCCAGAUUACAUUAGAAAACGAAAUAGAGAGAAAAUUCUUGAAAGUCCUAUCGGCAUAACCCCAUUAAUUACCAUCAAUGAAUCACAAGAUACCCUAUCCCAUGUAGAAUCAGAGUGGGAUGAACCUCCAAAAGCUUGGUAUUUUUAUGAGAUCUACGCAGUCAUUUGUGGAAUCUGCCUUGCAUUGUUUUACCUAUGUACGGGUUCAAUGAUUGGCAUUACAAUCAUUUUCUCACAGAUUGGUGGCUCAAUUUUGAAAUUAUGUGGAGUUCAUGUAGAAAAUUGGCCAUUUUAUAAGGAUUACCCACUACCUAACAACUUCUAUAACCAUCCAAUCUUCGUAUCCGAUAUAUAUCUUACUAUUUCAGCCUUUGUUGCCGCACAAAUUAAAGGUGACUUCGGAAGACACCAAAAGAAAGGUUGGAUUGAAUAUGUGAAGGCUGUAUUCGGUGGCUUCCUCAUGGGAAUAGGUGAACGCAUGACAAAAGGCUGUAAUAUUGGUGCUUUGACAUCAGGAGUUACUUCUUCUUCUGUUCAUGGAUUUAUAUGGCUUUUGUUUGCACUUUUUGGAAGUGGACUUACUUGCCACAUUACUCGUUUCAUUAGAAAGAGAUUCUGCUAA
Messenger RNA from Trichomonas vaginalis G3, 1218 nucleotides. RefSeq names its product sulfur transport. The coding region runs from base 1 to 1218 and encodes 405 amino acids. The transcript has a single exon. The record is from RefSeq and is a predicted model, not a curated record. NCBI's taxonomy places the organism in Eukaryota, Parabasalia, Trichomonadida, Trichomonadidae. Gene Ontology annotation, cellular component: plasma membrane.